AUGGCAAAUGCAGCACCCAAACCAAGUGGUCGUAAACGCGGUCGCCCCCGUACUGUGACCGACGACCAAGAAGUCCCAGAGAGACGCCGGCAACAGCUCCGCCUCGCACAGCAAGCAUAUCGCAAGCGCAAAGAGACCACAAUCGGUAACCUCCAAAGCCGCGUACAUGAAUUGGAGAGUGGCGUCGAGGAUCUCAGCAAUGCUUUCCUAUCGUUUAGUAAUCUUCUACUGGAACAACAACUGCUAUCCCAAUACCCGCAUAUUGCAUCGGCCUUACAAGACAUAACACAGCAGUGUGUGACGCUUGCGAAAGCUGCAACUGACGAUCCAAGCGGAGCCCUCGUUCAUGUCAAAGAACCAUCUGCCAAACCCGCCGCCACUUUGGAAAAUAGCCCGCCCUCAAGCUCGCUAGAUCAAGCGAACUCAGAAAGCUCGACAGACGUGGAAGAUAUAGUUCGCUCUGCACCCAAGUGGCCCGACACCGCCGCCUAUGGAGAUCAAUCAUUUCUUCCCUUCGGAGUCGUCAUGACAUCACCAAGCACACAGUUCCCCUACUUGACACCGCCGUCGUCGAGUCCCCCGACGCAAAGUUUGCUGUUAGACAGUACAGCGGAAGAAGAGCGAUGGAAUAUUUCUCAACGAAUAGUCAGGACAUGUUGCCGACUCGGAUACCGCCUUCUCAUGGAAUCUCCAAAUCACCCUAGAGUUCACCAGAUCUUUGGAUCUACCCUGAAUACAUCGGAACGCAACAAUUUGAUCGCGGCAUUCUAUGCUACCAAGCACGACAAAUUCGGCGACUUGGUCGAUGCCAAAGCUAACGUACUUAGUCCUCUUCGAGCGAAGUUGAGCACGCUCACCGCGGAUCAACCACAGCUCCCGUCUAGAGCAUGGCAAAUCGCCUAUGAAUCCGGCUCUGGUGACUGGAUGGACGCCAUAGGCGUCCGAAAAUAUUUGCACGAAAAACGAAUUGUAUAUGAAAACUUCCCUGAUUCGUCGGGUCGCUUGCAUCAUGAUGUCUCCUCAUCGCUCGACAUAUCCAAAUUCAUAAGAUGUGAGAUGUCCCCUGCUUACUGGUAG
Penicillium olsonii is the source of this 1077-nucleotide messenger RNA. The record is from the annotation of a GenBank genome assembly. Lineage: Eukaryota; Fungi; Ascomycota; Eurotiomycetes; Eurotiales; Aspergillaceae.